This is a messenger RNA of Teleopsis dalmanni, 1339 nucleotides long. Its product is annotated as protein C1orf43 homolog. The record is from RefSeq and is a predicted model, not a curated record. Lineage: Eukaryota; Metazoa; Arthropoda; Insecta; Diptera; Diopsidae. Bases 96 to 1136 code for a protein of 346 amino acids. The transcript has 4 exons.
AGUUUUGCUUAACAAUAAAAAUCAAGUCAAAUUAUAUCAUUAAAUAAAAUGCAGUUAAUUUUAGAACACUAAUAUGUUUACUAAAUAAAAUUUGAAUGUUUACAAAAUACAUAUUUGAAAACGCCAAACAACGUUCUCACUUUGGAGCACCAUUUUCCAAUAUAUACGGUGAAAAAACAAUCACCAAAAUGGAGCAACUAUCGGGUGUUAUGAUUAUAAUUAUAAUUGGUGGUGGAGUAUUAACAUUUGUUAUGCUAUUCAUAUUUGCCAAAAGACAAAUUAUGCGUUUUACUUUGAGAAGUCGCCGAGGACCACAUGUACCAGUUGGUACUGAUGCAAAAAAAGCACUGAGGCGUGAAAUAGAGCGUCGCUUAGAUUGUAUACCAAAAAUAACACAAGAACCAAAAUUAUUGUGGGAUGACGACAAAUACAUUUUACAACCCGAUAAGCCACUACCACCCUACUAUUAUCGUAUGCAGGCUGUGGAUGAUGUUAAAUCUUUAGAAAAAGAAAUACAUAAAAGCGAUGGAAGUAUACGGCAUGCCUAUGAUAGCUUGCGUGCAUUUUUACUAACAACAUUAUCGGCCACACUGAAUGGCUCCGGUCAACGUAUGAUACACCAAUUUUGUGAUAUGUACGAACAUGCAAGACAUGAUCCAAAUGAAUUUGGAAGCGAAGAAUAUGAUUCAUAUCAUCGCCUAUUAUUAAAAUUAAUUGAUGCUGCAAAACAACUUAAAAAUUUAGCUAAUUCACGUAAAACAUCACCUGCACGUACACCAAAAAAACAAACUAAAAUGCAUUCAUUAUUGGAUCCAGCGAGACUAAGACCACCACCUUUAACUAAUUCUUCCAAUAGCGGUGUUAAUAUACCACCCAGUAGUGAUCUUACCGCCGGACAGCAUUCCAAAGUCAAUUUAACAUUAGGCCUACAUGGUUGCGAUGACGCUCCAGAAGUAACGCCAAGCUCUUUACAUUUACAACCAACAACUGAACGUGAUAUUAUAAUACGUAAUCGUAUAAAAACACCCACACUAGAAGAUAAAGAUGAAGAUAUAACUAGCGCAGAUCCAGAUGAUAAUGAAAUUCGAAGCAUAUCAUCAUUGCAUCAAUUCCAAGGUAGUGCAAGUGUUGUUUGAUUGUAUAUGCACGCGAGGCACUUGAUCAAGGAUAUAAAAGCAACUAAACAGUUUUCCCUUAAAUAAAAAUUGUAAUAUUUAAUAAAAAGUAUACUUCCUCCGCGGGUAAUAAGUUAUAAAUAUUGACGAAAUAUUCAAUUAGUUAAACAUAAUGUACCAAUAAGAUAAAUUGCAAUUUUAAUUUAAUAAAAUAAACGAAAAAC